Pollicipes pollicipes is the source of this 1461-nucleotide messenger RNA. Its product is annotated as organic cation transporter protein. The transcript is spliced from 6 exons. Gene Ontology annotation, biological process: transmembrane transport. Gene Ontology annotation, molecular function: transmembrane transporter activity. Bases 1 to 1461 code for a protein of 486 amino acids. Lineage: Eukaryota; Metazoa; Arthropoda; Thecostraca; Pollicipedomorpha; Pollicipedidae. The record is from RefSeq and is a predicted model, not a curated record.
AUGGCGGAUACGGCAGAGAGCGGCAAGGCCGAGGAGAAGUCCGAGCAGAAGACGGAGGUGCUCUUCGAGGACGUGCUGGAGCGGUGCUGCGGCACCGGCCGCUGGCAAACGCUGCUCAUCGGGUACAUGUCUGUCAUGUGGCUGCUCUUCCCCGUCUUCUCCAUGUCCAUGAUGUUCGUCGGCGCCACGCCCAAGUUUAGAUGCGCCGACGGCUUCGCCGCCAACGUCACUUUCGCCACUCUGCCGUCCGAUACACCGCGCUGCCACGCGGCCAACUCGACGGCCGCCUGUCAGCGCUGGGCGUUCGACCCUUCCGUGUACGUGUCGACGGUGGUGACUGAGUGGACGCUGGUGUGCGGCCGCAAGCCGCUGCUCUCACUGCUGCAGACGUGGCUGAUGAUCGGCGGCCUGUUCGGCUCGGUGGCGAGCGGCCACUUCGCGGCCGUGCGCUUCCUGACGGGCGUCGCCACGUCGGCCAUGAUCAGCAGCCAGUACGUGCUGGUUCUGGAGCUGUGCAGCAGCGAGCGGCGCGCCGCGAUCGGUAUCGUCUCAAUCAUGCCAUUCGCCUUUGGCACCUGCUUCGUCGCGCUCGGCUCGUACCUGAUCCGCACGAGAUGGCUGCUCCAGCUGGCGUACGCCGUGCCGUGUCUUAUCUUCCUGUUCAACUUCUGGCUGAUGCCCGAGUCGCCCCGCUGGCUGGUGCUGCAGGGCCGGUUCCCGGAGCUGGUCCGGACGCCGCACAUGCGUCGCCGAACACUCAUCGCCGUCUUUCUCGGCUUCAUCAUCGCCGGCUCCUACUUCGGUAUCUCGUUCGACACGACGCAACUGGCGGCGAGCCCGCAUUUGGCAGCGGUGUUUUCCGGUCUCGCCGACAUUCCCUCCAGCUUAGUGUUUCCCCUUCUGGACCGGCUGGGACGGCGACGCUCGCUGAUCCUCCUCCUCUCGCUGCAGGCCGCCGCCAUGUUACUCACCUUCGUGCAGAAGGACACCACGCUCUGGCUGGUACUUGGCGUGGUUGCCAAGAUCGGCGCAUCCUCCGCCUUUAACACGAUAGUGGUGUUCACUGCCGAACUGAUGCCCACUGAGACCAACGGCCGCCCGAUGCCGGAGACGGUGGCCGAUGUAGAUGGGCAGCCGGUGUCCGCCGCACCGACCGCCGAACGCAGCCGCACCAAUGAGGCGUGCCAGGGCGCUGACGAUUCCACGCCGCUCCGCUGCACCGCCCUCACCGAAGGCGGCUACCUGGUCGUCACCGCCUACCGCGGCCUCUUGCGUGCCUUCACCGCCGAGCCAUUCCCCAAAAUGGCGUUGAGGCAGGUUCUGCCGACCAGUAACACGACGGACGUGAAGCACGCGCGCCUGUCCGGCGGUGCGGCGACGGAGCGCGGAGCCUCCGUGAGCCUGCCGUGUGCGUGGGCCAGGAUCACGGAGUGCGCCGAGAGGAGCGUGACGCGUCGCUGA